AUGGACACGCAACCAGCAGGCGGGAGAUACGACGGCAUCUUAGGCGUCCAAUCCGCCCUAGAAGUCCUCCGUACCCUGCACGAAAAUAACAUCCAAACCCACCACCCCAUCGCCCUGAUAAACUGGACCAACGAAGAAGGCGCGCGGUUUCCCGGCGCAAUGAUGGCAUCUGGUGUCUGGAGCACGCACAGUACCACAGAUCUAUCUGCAUGCCACGCUCUCCGCGAUACCGACAAAAUAUCCAUGGCAACUGCUUUACAAGAAACAGGAUACCUUGGUCCAACGCCAUGCAAUUACCGCGAGAACAAACUGUCCGCGCACUUCGAACUACACAUCGAGCAAGGUCCAAUUCUCGAGCGUGAGGGAAAGGAAGUCGGUGUUGUUACGAGUGUUCAAGGAAUGAAAUGGUUCGCCAUUCGCGUUACAGGACGAGAAGGCCAUUCAGGCACAACGCCCAUGGAAGGAAGAGCAGAUGCUUUAGUCACAGCUGCACGGCUCAUCACUACCGUAAGGGAUACGGCUGUGCAGACUGGUCUGGGUGUAGCUACCGUGGGUGUUAUCAGCAGUGAUACCAGUUCACAAGCCACUAUACCCGCUGGCGUAGGAUUUGUUGUGGAUGUUAGAUGCGAUACUGAUGACCUCGUCGACCAGCUUUCCGAAUCCAUCUUACGCGCAUUCGAUCAGGUCAUCAAGGAAGAAGACAACGCGACUACGUAUUCCGUGGAGCGGACGUGGGGAUUACCUGAAUCGAAGUUCCAUCCGGAUUGUAUCGAGGUUGUAAGGACGGCGGCGGUGGGGUUAGUGGGUGAAAGUCAGGUUAUGCAGAUGAAGAGUAGAGCUGGACAUGAUAGUGCGUGGACGAGCAGAGUGUGUCCGACGAGUAUGAUCUUUGUGCCGAGCAAAGGGGGGAUCAGUCAUAAUCCGGAAGAGUAUACGAGUCCCGAGCAUUGCGCGUUGGGAGCGCAGGUUCUGCUUGAUGCGGUGCUGGGGUAUGAUGAGAAGGUUAGAGAUGGGGAGUUUGGUGGCUGA
Alternaria viburni is the source of this 1029-nucleotide messenger RNA. RefSeq lists its product as uncharacterized. Gene Ontology annotation, molecular function: hydrolase activity, acting on carbon-nitrogen (but not peptide) bonds, in linear amidines. The record is from RefSeq and is a predicted model, not a curated record. The coding region runs from base 1 to 1029 and encodes 342 amino acids. The transcript is spliced from 2 exons. Lineage: Eukaryota; Fungi; Ascomycota; Dothideomycetes; Pleosporales; Pleosporaceae.